UUGUAAACUAUAAUUCUACUGCGACGAAUCAACCGAUUCCACUUUUUAAUUAUUAUUAUUUUCGUUGAAUACUGCAGCUUUGGGUCAGGUUGAUGAGCUUAUGCUUUCCACUUGACUACUGUCUAAGAAAAACUUGCGUUUCUUUCAAAAAGUCUUUAAUAUUUUCAGAUUUUCGAAAAUAUGCAACAACUUUUAGAGAAUUCAACCGUUCUCAUGAAGAUACACCAACCGAAUGGAAGAGUGUAGCCGAAGAGAUUCAAGCGUUUCCUGAACUUAUACAAGUGGACGAACUUUUAAAGGAAAGAAGAAAGUUGGAGGCUAUUAUUCCUUGCUUUCAAAGGUCACUCCAUGUUUUUAGAAAUAUGCGGAACAAAGCAUACGAAGUAUUGCUUAGGGAAAAGUUGGCUGAAACGUUCAACUGGUACGGUAAAAUAGAGCAAGAAUAUAGUGAGAGGAAGAUAAUAUUUACUAUGUUGAAUUCGCUUGGAGACGGGAGGUUAACUGGUGUCGUUAGCCGCGCAGAGAACUCCUUGAAACUUUGUUAUUUGAGACAGGGGACAGUGGAACCAAGAGAACCGCCGUCGUCACUGCAGACGCAAGGAGUUGCAGCUGCUAAGAAGGAUUCUGCACCUUGUCUUGAGAAACUUUUUACUAUUUCCAGGGCACAUGACUUUCUCACACAGCUGAAAUUGAAUAAAUCAAAGGAUUUUAUGGCAGAUAGUUGGAAGGAACUUGUCGAAUCAGCACGCAACUUCGAGAUAUGCCCAGAAUAUGGUGACUCUGUUGGAUAUUUUUUGUUGCUUGCCUCAAAUUACGGACUAAAGUGUUGCAAUUUGCCGAAGGAUUUGAUUGACUUUGUAUCAGCUGCCGUUGUUCGAUAUGACAGUGACGAAGCUCCGUCAUUCAAAGACAUUACUUUGCAUCGUGAGUUUGCUAGAUACCUGUCUUUAUGUUAUCUAGGUGAGCUUUAUAUCAAACAAAAUCGGUUAGAUGAUGCAGAAGCAACCUUAACACGUGCAUUGCAGACUGCGAAACAGUUGUAUCCACGGAAACAUCCUCGACAGGUUGAGCCUUUGAGGUUAUUGGCAAAGCUCUAUGAACAUAAGCUGGAGCCAAUCUAUGCAGAAGGCUUAUAUCGAAGUUGUCUUGAUCGAGUUGCUAUCCCUUCUUGGGCAUUGCCACGAGACAUAAAUAUUUUGAAGAGUAGUUUAGAUAUUGAUAAUGCGUUUGAUACUAUGUCGAUCUUGACCAUUGUUGAACUAAGAUGUCAGCUGCUUGAAGAUUUUGCCAUGCUUUUAGAGAAACUGGAAUGGAACCAACAAAGUCGCAAAGCAGAAGCAGAACAUUUUCGGAAGGAAAAGCAAAUGCUGUUUGGAAUUUUUCCUUCAGUUGGUUGUUCAAAUUCGGAAAUGAAUCGAUUUCUACCUGGUUGGUAUUGUGAUGAAUCGCUAAAGCAUUUUCACUGUGUAUAAAAACUGUAGAAGUGAGUUAUUUUUUAUCGUGAUUAGAAAGAUUUCGACUCAUUUCGUUUAUACGGCAUUCCUUUGUAUCACUAAAAAUUGUAAACAAAUUGUUUGAAGUAAAUGUCAAGUUUCUCGU
This is a messenger RNA of Galdieria sulphuraria, 1599 nucleotides long. RefSeq lists its product as uncharacterized. NCBI's taxonomy places the organism in Eukaryota, Rhodophyta, Bangiophyceae, Galdieriales, Galdieriaceae. Gene Ontology annotation, molecular function: protein binding. Bases 93 to 1472 code for a protein of 459 amino acids. The transcript is spliced from 2 exons. The record is from RefSeq and is a predicted model, not a curated record.